Messenger RNA from Aspergillus terreus NIH2624, 489 nucleotides. Its product is annotated as short coiled-coil protein. Bases 1 to 489 code for a protein of 162 amino acids. The transcript has 2 exons. Gene Ontology annotation, cellular component: trans-Golgi network. The record is from RefSeq and is a predicted model, not a curated record. NCBI's taxonomy places the organism in Eukaryota, Fungi, Ascomycota, Eurotiomycetes, Eurotiales, Aspergillaceae.
AUGCAUGGCUCGUCUCCUGUUCCCACUCUGCCGCAGCCCAACGACAACGGUCGCACUCAUAUAUCUUCCCUCUCUUCCUCGUCCUCCAUUUCGGACGCAGAAACCGAGAAGCGCGGUCGCUCUGAACGUCCUCGAAUGGCUAGCCGGAAGCCAAGCGCCUCGAUACUAGUCCCCAGAGACCAUCCUGAAAUCGAAAUCGAAGAGGAGGAAUUCCCCCCAGACGAUGCGCGCGCGAUGAGUCCCCGACGGAACUCGGCCGACUUGGAGCGCCUUGGGAAGGAGGCCCGACAGACCUUGCAGGAACAAGCCAAAGCCCUCCAGUCCUCCCUCCAAGCGCUCGCGGAACGUAUCGACGCUGUCAAAUCCGACCAUGAUAAGCUAGAAAGCGAAAACAAAUUUCUGCAAGAUUACAUCGGUGGUCUCACCCGGAACAUGACCAAGAGCGAAAUGACCAGAACAAGCACCAAAGUCAAAAAAUCCCAUAAAUAG